Messenger RNA from Knipowitschia caucasica, 1134 nucleotides. Lineage: Eukaryota; Metazoa; Chordata; Actinopteri; Gobiiformes; Gobiidae. The record is from the annotation of a GenBank genome assembly.
AUGACCAAGUGCGCUCGUGUUUGUUGUGCAAGGCAACGCAAGAAGGCGGUGUUUAAUAAGAACAAUCACCCACAGGUAUACAGUGGUAAACUAUGGGCCGUACGAGCUCAAAGCACAGCGGUCAAACAGGACACAGAUUCGAGAGAGAAGCCUCCGCUUCGGGCAGUGGACUUGGCGCAAAAGGUCCAGAGGGAGAAGAGAAAGACCCUGCAGCAGAGCGAGCAGAGCCCCGUGUCUGCACUCCAGCAGCGGGUGACUGAGCUCAGAAGUCUCACGAAACAGCUCCAAAAGGUGCACCCGAAUGUGCUGGCUAAACAUUUACACCGAGGCGUCCUGUAUCAAGACAAACAUUUGGUGGUCAUCAACAAACCCUAUGGAAUAACCGUGCAAGAUGAUGCUGCAACUAGUGCCAUCUCCAUUGCCAGCGUGCUCCCUGUACUCUCGAAAAUGAUUGAUGGCAGUAAAGUGAAGACUGAUUCUGUCCUUCUGCCUUGUUUGGGUCUGGAGAAAGAGGUCACUGGGACUGUUUUGUUAGCUCGAAGUGUAAAGGCAGCAGACUACAUAUCUGCUCUACAUAAAAACAAUCAAGUGAUAAGAAAAUACUGGGCAGUGAUUGUUGGGGUGCCUGUUCCAUCAGAGGGAGUUAUAGAUAUCCCAAUUAUUGAACGUGAAGUCACUGGAGAUCGGCCCCAUUAUAAGAUGUCUCUUAGUCCUCUUUUCAGAAUGAACGAUGGUGGAGAUGGAUUAACUAAAAUGCGUGCACAUCGGCAUGCUCAACCUGCUGUGACCAAAUACAAGGUUUUGGAUAGCAGCAGUGGUUGCAGCCUUGUGGAACUAGAACCGUUGACUGAUGUGAAGCAUCAGUUGAGAGUUCACAUGGCAUUUGCCUUGGCUUGUCCUAUUCUUGGAGAUCAUAAAUAUUCCCAUUGGAUCAAGCUUGCACCUCAGAAAUUGCCAGAGCGGUUACUAAAAAGUUUGAAAUUGGAGCAAAGCAAGAUUCGUAAUCUUCCUCUACACUUACAUGCUAGAGAGUUGAAAGUUCGACAAACUGCAGAGAUAUUUCUGACUUGUUUUUUGCCCAAAUACUUUUUCCAGACUUUGAGUCUUCUUCAUCUUACUUUUAAAGACGAGUAA